AUGAAUCUGCUUCUUUCUCUGACUCUCAUCUGGGCACUCUCCAGCACAACUGCAGCUCUUGUGUGUCAGACUUGCACAGAUGAUUCAUGUACAAGCACUGUGCCACUAACAUGUUCCACAGAGACAAUGUGUAUAACUGCCGCCAUUGAAGCUGUUUCAUCUGGAACUCCUGGACAACAAAUCUUCAAGGCGUGUGCAUCGUCCUCCCUUUGUCCAGCCACAGGAUCUCAGAUAUUUUCAGUCAACUUGGGUGUUUCGAGUGCACUUGCAUCUACUACAUGCUGCAACACAGAUAACUGCAACUCAGCCACUCUAUCAUUCCCCACCACUCCAUCAGUCAACAGCCUCCAGUGUUAUUCAUGUGACCCUGCCACAUCACAAUGCACCACUUCAGUACAGUGUACAGGAACACAAGAUCGCUGCUUUCAAUCAAGUGUGACAAAUGGGGCCUCCACUUCUCCUGCCUUUGGUUGUGCAUCUACAAACAUUUGUGCAGCUGCUGGCAGCUUGGGGACAUUACCUUUUAUGCAAAAUGUUGGCAACAUUACCAGUGGACCAACUUGUUGUGAGACAAAUCUAUGUAACACUCUCACAACAACUGCUGCCCCAACUACAACUGCUGCCCCAACUACAACUGCUGCAACGACCGCCAGUUCUGCUUGUUGUAUCAGACUGGGUAUGAUCCAUCUUCUGUUAGGACUUGUUUUAUUUACCCUCUUUUAG
This is a messenger RNA of Solea senegalensis (Senegalese sole), 723 nucleotides long. RefSeq names its product phospholipase A2 inhibitor and Ly6/PLAUR domain-containing protein-like. Lineage: Eukaryota; Metazoa; Chordata; Actinopteri; Pleuronectiformes; Soleidae. The transcript is spliced from 6 exons. The coding region runs from base 1 to 723 and encodes 240 amino acids. The record is from RefSeq and is a predicted model, not a curated record.